Molecule: messenger RNA, 153 nt
Organism: Funneliformis mosseae
Lineage: Eukaryota; Fungi; Glomeromycota; Glomeromycetes; Glomerales; Glomeraceae
Source: the annotation of a GenBank genome assembly
ACCAAUAACAAAAAAUUUUAUGAUCCAGUUUGGUUCGGCGUCGCAGUUAAAGAAUUAAUUAUUGCGGCCCCUCUUACAAUAUCUUUCUUUUCAUUAAAAGAACCAAGAGAAGAAAAACAAAAGCAAAAUAAUAUCUAUGUAUUAAGAACGUAG